Didymosphaeria variabile is the source of this 1773-nucleotide messenger RNA. RefSeq lists its product as uncharacterized. The transcript has 4 exons. The coding region runs from base 1 to 1773 and encodes 590 amino acids. Lineage: Eukaryota; Fungi; Ascomycota; Dothideomycetes; Pleosporales; Didymosphaeriaceae. The record is from RefSeq and is a predicted model, not a curated record.
AUGGCAGCACGACAGCUGCCAGGGCAACCACCAACAGGCGCAGUACCACCAGCUGUUAUGGAAGAGUACCUUAAACUCACAAAGAAGCAACAAGAGAGAAGGGACAGCUUCGAACUAAGAGCCGCAGAUGUCAGAAGAAAUUUUCAAGAGAUAGAUGCGCAUGAACAGCAACAAUUCUGGAUGAGCUACUCUCAGGUCAAUCAGGUCAAUCAGGUCAAUCAGGUUAGGAGUGGUCCAAAUAGACGCCCUGUACCUCUCCAUCAAGCAGGUGCAAACAUGCCGUCCAGGCCGCAUCCUCCCAACCAAAGAAGGCCAGCCGCCCAGCAGAAAGCAACACCUGCGCCAGUUCGACCGAAGUUGCCAGCAAACGCGCCAAAGAGGGCUCCUACAGCACCUCGCGCAAUUACAGGUCAGGGCGCAGCUCAUAUUCAGGGUAAACCUGCUACCAAGGCGCAGCCUAGACCUGUGCCAAAGCCGCACUACAAUGGCCCUAAGCAGCAAAAACCCGAGGUCAUUGAUCUCUGCUCAGACGAGGAUAUCGAGCCGCAGCCACGAUCCAUGAUUCAGAACAAUACAGCUGGACCAUCUUGUCGACAGGUAGCGUUUAUUCCGCCGCUCCCCAGUGGAGCAUUAUCGUUCUUCGGAAACAACGACAAGAUAUUCCGACCAGGUAUCAAAGAUGAAGAAGAUCGGAACAGUCAGCCGAUUCAUACGAGCUCAGGUGCGCCAGGCCCAGUGAACGUCCCCAACGGUCUAUCUGCACCCAUUCAAUUCAAAGUCCCUCAAGUUCCGAGUGGCGCUGCCUCUACCUCAGAACGCAUGAGGCGCGAAGGCACUGUCACAUCCCAAGCCUUAUGCCAGACUAUGCCCCCAAACCCAAUUGUGGGCGCAGACAACACGCGCCACGAUCGAUUCUCAUUACCAACACCACCACAAUCGCAAGUUCCGCCAACCCGUAAAAGGAAGGUCCAGCCCAACGUCAGCGAUGAUAGUGAUAAUAUUUCAGAGUGGGAGCCAUCUUCAGGCGACGAUGUUCCUUUAAUCCAGCGGCAACAGAAGCCAGCCCUCAAGAAAGCAAAGCCUACUCAUUGCUCAGGAAUUGCUAGGCCUCCAUCUGGAGUUCCUAAGAUGGGCUUCAAACCCAUGAAGCCUCUCAUGCGGAAUCGAGCACAACCAAACAGCAAGCCUGCAAUAUCCUCUGCACCAGCAAUAUCCUAUACACCAGCUGCCUCAACUAGCUCAAGAAUCGUUGAGCGAGCGCUUCGUUCCGAGUCGCCCUCCGUACGAGCAGCCGUGCGUUCAUCCGCCCGCCGUGCAAAGCAGAAAGCUUCCGCUGCACUCGAUAAGCACUUUCAGAGAGAGCUCGAGUUCCACAAUGAAGAGGACAUCCGCGAAGCCGAUGAGCGCGAGCAUCGUCUCAAGAGCACCUUUCCCACGAGCACAGAGCCAGAGCUUCGACUUAGACUAGGACGCAUGAGCAUCACCUCCGCACCUUCUGUCCGCCCAUCUAUCGGUCCUGUGAACACUAGCGACGUGAAAGAUGCUGUUGACGAUGCUAUUCAAAGCAGGGAUAGAGGCAGUGCCUACGGUUUAUCCCAAUGGACACAGGAUAGAUUGCGGGGUGAUAGAUAUCUUAUACAGAGCCAGGCGAGCUCGUCCCAAGGACGUGGUGAUGAGGAGAGCGAAAGCGAGCUGGACGUAUCCGCGUUCCAAUAUGUUAAUGGAAGGAUUGUAGACCGAGUUGAGGAAAUGGACAUGACGGAGGACACUUGA